AUGUUCUACUAUGAUUACGUCCUGACCUUCGGCGACGAGUCAUCAGGUCCAAUUUCUGGAUUUGUGGAAUUUCGACAGCUCAAGCACAUAUGGGGCCGCGGACGCUUCUCGAUUGGCUCGAUCCUUUUCGUCCUGGCGCGAUAUCUCGGAUUCGCUAGCUGUGUACUGAGCAAUUUCGAGGGGUCUCAUUUGCGAUGUGCAGGUCUACGAGUUACUGCUAUAAUAUCGUCUGAGGCCAUCGUCGCCGUCCGCACCUGGGCAGUCUGGGCCAGGAACAAAUGGAUACUUGCUAUUCUAGUACUCUGUGCUAUCGCAGCGUGCACUGCCGCUGGCGUCACUACUGUCAACGAUGUGCAAAGCUCCGAGCGUAAGUCAUCCUCGACCUUCGAAUACCCCGCGCCGGACUGCGUCGUGGGGCUCAGCACCUCGGUGGGCGGCCAAUGGGUGGUUCCCUUGUCCAUGACGAUCAUGUAUGAAGUUGUCACAAUUGUCCUUACGAUUAUCCGGAUUAUGUGGUGGCGAAGACGACUCUCCCGCUCUCGCAGCCCAAAUCGCGCGCCUCUUCUCGAUACGCUUUGGAAAGACGGUGUGAUAUAUUUCGCUCUUAUGCUAGCACUCGGUGUCGUCAACACAGCGCUAGUUAUCCGCUCCACGGCCGCCGUAAUUCAGCAGAAUGUGACGCAGCUACAGACGUCCCUCCAUUCCAUUUUGUCCACGAGGAUUGUGCUCCACCUUGCUAAUUCUGGUGUGGGAGUGAAGCAGAUGCACACGGCGACCUCUUCAUAUGAUCCCGACGACAUACAGUUCUCAACCGUGCUACGGACAACGGAUAUUGAACUAUCAACGUACGAUGUUGGUCCUAGGCCUUAG
Messenger RNA from Pleurotus ostreatus (oyster mushroom), 870 nucleotides. RefSeq lists its product as uncharacterized. The record is from RefSeq and is a predicted model, not a curated record. The transcript has 12 exons. NCBI's taxonomy places the organism in Eukaryota, Fungi, Basidiomycota, Agaricomycetes, Agaricales, Pleurotaceae. The coding region runs from base 1 to 870 and encodes 289 amino acids.